Molecule: messenger RNA, 2778 nt
Organism: Phascolarctos cinereus (koala)
Lineage: Eukaryota; Metazoa; Chordata; Mammalia; Diprotodontia; Phascolarctidae
Gene: MFGE8
Product: milk fat globule EGF and factor V/VIII domain containing
Cellular component (GO): plasma membrane
Molecular function (GO): calcium ion binding; signaling receptor activity
Source: RefSeq, a predicted model, not a curated record
UAGGGGAGGGAGUAGUCGGUUGACUGACUCAUUCUGUGGCUCCCGUCCCCGGAGAAGUCAAAACACAAACAGGCUUGAAGAGCUUGCAGAGUCAGCCCAGCGGGGCCGCAGCGCACAAGCCCGGGCAAGAGCUGCCCUCUGAGCUCUGGUAGAUAGCAUGAAGGGCCCCAGCCUCCUCCAGACACUUUGGAGACUCUUAUUCUCCCUGUCUGUGGUCUUAGCUGUCUCUGGUGAGGAUUGUGAUCCCAGCCUGUGUCUGAAUGGAGGUACUUGUCUGAAUGGAAGCGAGAGUUCCACUUUCUACUGCCUCUGCCCUGAUGGAUUCACUGGGCAGAACUGCAACGAGACUGAGCAAGGGCCCUGCACCCCCAAUCCCUGCCAAAACAAUGGCCAGUGCCGAGUGGUGACUGAGUCUCGGCGAGGAGAUGUCUUUGCCCAGUAUGUCUGUGACUGUCCUGAAGGAUAUGAGGGCCCUCAUUGCCAGAGAGCAAGCAGUUCCAUGAAUGAAUGCAACAUACAGCCUUGCAAGAACGGUGGCACCUGCUUUGACCAGGAAGAAGGCUACAUCUGCAAGUGUCCUUUCCCGUUCAUGGGAAGGUCUUGCCAGUCCCCUUGCAAUAUGCCACUAGGCAUGGAGGGAGGUGCCAUUGCUGAUUUCCAGAUUUCAGCCUCAUCUGUACAUUACAGCUUUCUGGGGAUGCAGCGUUGGGGGCCAGAGUUGGCCCGGCUCAACGCUAAAGGGAUUGUCAAUGCCUGGACUGCCAGCAACUAUGACAAGAAUCCCUGGAUACAGGUGAACCUUUUGCGGAAGAUGAGAAUAACAGGCAUCAUGACACAGGGUGCCAGCCGGACAGGCAGUUCUGAAUAUCUGCGGACCUUCAAAGUGGGAUAUAGCAAUGAUGGGAACAUUUUUGAAUACAUCAAGGAGCCAAACCAACUCAGGGACCAGGUCUUUGUGGGGAACAUAGACAACAGUGGCCUGAAGACCAACAUUUUUGAUCCACCUUUGGUGACCCAGUUUGUGCGUAUCGCUCCUGUUGUCUGCCGUAGAGCAUGUACCCUCCGGUUUGAGCUUUUUGGUUGUGAAGUGGAAGGUUGUUCUGAGCCUCUGGGUAUGAAGUCUGAGAUCAUCCCUGACAGUAGGAUCACAGCUUCGAGUACCUUCAAGACGUUUGGCCUGGAUGCUUUCAGCUGGCAUCCCUAUUUUGCUCGAUUGGACAAACAAGGCAAAUUCAAUGCCUGGACCGCUCAGAGCAAGGAGGACACUGAGUGGCUGCAGAUUGACUUGGGUAUCCCGAAGCGGGUGACAGGCAUCAUCACUCAGGGGGCCCGGGACUUUGGGAAUAUCCAGUAUGUAUCAGCAUACAAAGUGGCCUAUAGUAAUGAUACCAAAUCGUGGACUGUAUACAAGGACGGCCGAACGAACAGUAGCAAGAUCUUUUUAGGAAACUCAGACAACAAUUCCCACCAGAAGAACAUAUUUGAGACCCCUUUCUACUCUCAGUUUGUCCGGAUCCUGCCUGUUGCCUGGCAUGGGCGUAUCACCUUGAGGGUGGAGCUGCUGGGCUGUAAGGAGUAGAGCCCCUCCCCUUGUGGGAGAGACUGGACCAGGCCUGAAGUGGGUGUGAGGUUUGAGGCCAGGCUUGCCUUCUUCCUCCCCCUAACCCUGUCUCCAGCCUCUGUGCCUCACUUGCCUCUGCCUGCAUGUCCCAUGUCUCAGCCCCUAGGAACAGGAUGAGCAGCAGAGGUUCACCGCCUGAUUGUAGUUGAAACCUGGGGUGGGGUGGGUGGGAGGGGCUUCAGGGCCCCCUGUUUUUCUCUGUAGGGGACAGGCUUUGCCUAGGGUGACCCUCACCCUCACGCUCACACUGCUGUGGCCCCCACAGCUGUUGCACACUGGGGACCUGGGUCCAUAACCCAUACAUUGGGAAUUAUUUCAGAUUUAUUUAGUUUCAAUCAUUUUCAUAAAUCUUAAGAGUUCUGCAUAGAGAAGUAUGAUUGGUAUGUAAGAAGUCUGUGUUAUAUGUGUGGGAAUGGGUAAUAUGUAUAAGUGGGGUUUGUGUGUUAUGAAUUGCAGUGGAGAGUGAGUGAGAGAGAAAGAGAGAGAGAGAGAGAGAGAGAGAGAGAGUGUGUGUGUGUGUGUGUGUGUGUGUGUGUGUGUGUGUUGUGUGUGCUGUAUCUGCUUUCUUUCCCCCAUCUACCUUUCCCCUUCCUCUCUAAGGCUUGUUUUUAGAGGCAGAAAUGUAGGGAGAAUUGAUGGUAGAAAGGCCCACUCUUCUCUUCAAUUUCCUACUACCCUCCCUGCCUUUUCUUCCUCCAGCUGUCUAGAAAAAAAAAAUAAAAAGGAUCUGCAGUGACUUUCUAUACUGAUGACCCCUAGCAGGGGUCCUCCUCCUACCUGUCAGUUGUACACUCUGAGGCAAGAGUAACAGGAGGGGGAGGGGAUCUUCCAGCAGGCUGAUACUUGCCUUUAUCCCUUUAUCUCCUACAGACUCUCCUGUUUCCUUUCAGUCCUCUCCUUUGAUACCCAGAAGAAGGGGAUAUUAAUUAAAAAAAAAAUCUCAAGAAGGAGAUGGGGAUGGGAGUGGAGACAUUGCUAUAGGGCUCAGGAAAAGGGUCUGAGAAAUAUCACUUGGGGCCAAAGGAUUAGUCUAUUACCCUAAAAAAGCUGACCGAGAGGGGUCAGAUGAAUGCAGGGGCUCUGAUGCCUUCUCCUUACCCUCGUGAUUGUAACACAGGGUGGGUAAUUGCUCAAAUAUAUUUAUACUUAACAACUCA